CCUAUUUAAAGGUUCCCACGCGGUUUACGAUGUUUGACUAACCAUAAAGUUCACUGAUCCCUGUCAUUAGUAGAAUUAUUUUUAGUAAAUAAAAUUUACAUAUUCAGAAACUACAUUAAAAGUUCUAUAAUACCUGACAAAAAAAUGAAAUUUAAUAAAAGUUAUAUAUGGGCCAAACUCACUCACUGCAAAUACCCUAGAGGACCCCUAAUACCCCCUAAACCCACAGACUCGACCAUUUGGAAGAGAAUUUGCUCGGUCAAUCACCAAGGUUUUUCACUUACCUCAACUAACUCCUCGGGGGGCAUAAUUUGGCAGCCCACUAAAGAUGGUAAGUUCAGCUUCUCAUCAGCUUAUGACGAAGUUAGACAAUGUCAACCAUCUACUUUCUCUGUUAUUCACACCUGGAACAAACAACAACACAUGAAAGUAAAACUUUUCCAAUGGAAACAACUUAAUAACCUUCUGCCCUUACCAAAAAACCUUAUCAAACUCCAAAUUUCUACACUACCCUCACUCUGCCGUUUCUGCAGAAAAGACAGUGCCCUCUCCUCACACAUAUUCUACCACUGCCCCAUUAUCUCUCCUAUUUGGCACUAUUUUAUGGGUCUUUUUCAUAUUAAUCGCCCUAAUUUCCUGUGCUCUCCUAGACAAAUUUAUUUUUCCUGGUGGCUGGAAGUUAGGGGCACUACUUUGAUGGACACCUUCAAGAUCAACCUACCAGGAAUCAUCUCUUGGCAUAUAUGGAAACAUUAUGCAGAAUACAAUUGGGACUCCUCAUGGCACACCUUUAAACCAGAUAGAGUUAUUCAACAAAUCAAACACUUCACUCAAGACUGGUCAUGGAAUCUUCGGAUAAGGAACAUCAACAAUCAAUGCGACAUGCUCAAAGAGGAAAAUUUUAUUCACCCUAACUUUUCUUUUUUUGCAGGGAAAGUUAAACUCAUUAAAUGGCUUAAGCCAAAAAUUCUUUCAAACUUAACAUUGAUGCAGCUUACGAACCCGGCAGAUCAAGAGCACGAGCUAUCCUUCGAAACCACUUGGGACAUUUCAUCUUAGCACUCUGCUUCAACACCUCGGCCGAUUCCGUACUUGAUGCAGAAUUACAGGCGAUCCAUCAGGCAGCUAUGUGGAUUUCAGAGCAAGGCUUCACCAAGGUCACCUUUGAAUCAGACUCUAAACUUAGCAUUUCCCUCAUCAAAUACGGGAAACUAUCAGGCCAAAAUAGAAAACUCAUGGAGGAACUAAGAACGUGUGCUUUUAGGGGAGAUCACUUUUUCACUCACACCUACAGGGAAACGAAUGGACCGGCCCACCACAUGGCCCGUCACUUACCUAAGGAAAGUGAACGACUUACAUUUUGGACUCAUGACGCACUGCCGGCCAAAGUAAAGGAAGCACUCAGAAUUGACGCUUUGGGCCUUCCAUUCUUUCACUAUUAAUGUAUUUAUAUUUCAAUCUCAGGGUUAGGCCUCAUGUCCCC
Messenger RNA from Cuscuta epithymum, 1483 nucleotides. The record is from the annotation of a GenBank genome assembly. NCBI's taxonomy places the organism in Eukaryota, Viridiplantae, Streptophyta, Magnoliopsida, Solanales, Convolvulaceae.